UUCGAGACCGGCUAACCUUGCGAAUUUGGCAAACAGAUUUUUCACCAACCGACGCUUUUGCGGAGUGCUUUUUGGAUGCUGUAAAAACACGCCCAACUACGACGUAACGAAGCACGUUAGCAGUAUGAACGACAAGGCAUUAGAUAUUACACAAGCGGCUUUCGAGGGGUUGGGCUUCGAAUUGUUCGACCCCAGCGGAAACCACGUUCACUCGGUCAAGGACCUGGUGGUGAAUGCUACCAUGCAACAGGAAAAUUUAUCCCUCGCACCAACUCCCGUGGCCUCGGAUGCAACUCUGGAAGAGGCCUUCGGAAUCCAAUCACUAGAAACAUACGAUAUAGGAGAAAUGCUCGUCGAUUUACUCGAAGUGAUCAAAACUAAGGUACAAGAGCUGGUGCCAUCAACGCCGGUGACGGGUGAGCUGGCGGCCAUUAAGCGAGAUGGGUUGAAGAGGGCUGAGCUCAUGGCAAGCAAAAUCGAUAGUAGUCGCCUGCGCGAGAUGAGCUUACUUAUCGAUGAAGAGCGUCGUGAACAAGAAAAAUGUGAUGCAAUGUUGAUCGACGGAGUGAAAACGACAGAUAUAGAGUAUUGGGAACAACGAUUUGCCUGCAGAAAAAAGAAAGAGCAGCUACUUAUGAAACUCCUUAACUUUAUUACCGAACAGCUAAUGCAGGACCCGAAAGUUGACAAGUUUAAGCUAAGGAUGGAUGUUGUAGGUAUCUCACAAGCGCUUGGAAAUUGCUUGCCCUCGGCAUUAUUUGGGCCGGACCCUGCCGUGCAUGAUGUAGGAGCAGCAUCUCUUAAAGCUACUGCUGUGUUUAAAGGACCACCGCCAACGACCUCGGCCGCGCGUUCUUUGUUGCGAAACAAUUUGUCUCAGCCAGGUCAUUCUAAAGGGGAGCCGGUGCUUUUGCCGAUAGAUUUGCCGAAAACGGUCCAUAAUCAUACUACAGCCAAUGUGGUACAGCCCAGCAUCACGAAACUCAAUCCUGUAACUGAUGACAUGAAGGUAGUGGGAUAUGCGCUGGAUGAUAGCUCUAAGCAGACAGUAUUCCAACCAAUCCAUCCGCGUCGCAUAUGCCCUACCCUGGCAUUCCCCUUCAUAACAAUUGUUAAACGGAGAGUCAAGGCAGUCGGACCAGACAAUCCCGGACCGGGACCGUCCCGGGUUGUGGUAAAAAAGCGCGACCCGAAGCAAAGUCUUUCUAGAGCGAUAAAUCCGACGCACGUUCCCCAGGUGAAAGAGGCAUGCUCGCCCAUGUUGGAACCAGAUGGUAAAAAUGGUGGGCUGCCGAGUAAAGUUGAUCGUCCGAACCUAAUUAAAGUGCGACCGAUAUCUGAACUUACUGAUCCGAGACUGAGCCGCAAUACACUAAAGCAAGUGUUGGCCUCUCCUGUCGCAGUUUCGGCAGCUAAACCAAAAGAUUCGACUGAAAAGUCUAUGGUAACGAUAAGCUACCCAGCAUCUAGCCAGAAUCAGAUCAAAAUACUCAAUCCUGUAACUGAUGACAUGAAGGCAGUGGGAUAUGCGCUGGAUGAUAGCUCUAAGCAGACAGUAUUCCAAUCAAUCCAACCGCGUCACGUAUACCCUACCAUGGCAUCCCCCCGCAUAAUAAUUGUUAAACGGGGAGUCAUGGCAGUCGGACCAGACAAUCCCAGACCGGGACCGUCCCGGGUUGUGGUAAAUAAGCGCGACCCGAAGCAAAGUCUUUCCAGAGCGAUAAAUCCGACGCACGUUCCCCAGGUGAAAGAGGCCGUCUCGCCCAUGUUGGAACCAGAUGGUAAAAAUGGUGGGCUGCCGAGUAAAGCUGAUCGUCCGAACAUAAUUAAAGUGCGACCGAUAUCUGAACUUACUGAUCCGAGACUGAGCCGCAAUACACUAAAGCAAGUGUUGGCCUCUCCUGUCGCAGUUUCGGCAGCUAAACCAAAAGAUUCGACUGAAAAGUCUAUGGUAACGAUAAGCUACCCAGCAUCUAGCCAGAAUCAGAUCAAAAUACUCAAUCCUGUAACUGAUGACAUGAAGGCAGUGGGAUAUGCGUUGGAUGAUAGCUCUAAGCAGACAGCAUUCCAACCAAUCCAUCCACGUCGCGCAUACCCUACCAUGGCAUCCCCCUUCAUAAAAAUUGUUAAACGGGGAGUCAUUGCAGUCAGACCAGACAAUCCCAGACCGGGACCGUCCCGGGUUGUGGUAAAUAAGCGCGACCCGAAGCAAAGUCUUUCUAGAGCGAUAAAUCCGACGCACGUUCCCCAGGUGAAAGAGGCCGUCUCGCCCAUGUUGGAACCAGAUGGUAAAAAUGGUGGGCUGCCGAGUAAAGUUGAUCGUCCGAACCUAAUUAAAGUGCGACGGAUAUCUGAACUUACUGAUCCGAGACUGAGCCGCAAUACCCGAAAGCAAGUGUUGGCCUCUCCUGUCGCCAAAGAGCUGUUUCCGGUGGCGGUGAAAUGUGAGCCGGACUUGGCAGCGAAUGAUUCAGUUAGCAUGCGCUCGCUGAAAAACGGACAAAACUCAGAGGUUAUCGUAAUGUCAGACGAUGAGGAUUAAAUCGACCAAACUAGGUUCCUUAUAGACUGCUCACAGCAGAUAAGAUAAUAUGUGGCAUUACCAGGACUAUAAUCAACAAUGGAAUUUCUGUGGCUGUACGUAAGCAGUCGAUGUUAUCGGUAGACGGAUCGAUAAGAAAUGCUCUAAGAGCUGAAUUUACUUCUUUCUUUUUUGUUUUCAAAAUAUUACAAAAUGCAACGUUUAACUUAUUCUCAACAAAAAAAAAACGCCUGAUGAUAAGGCAUAGAAUUAUUACUGAAUUGAAAUGGAAAAGUUUGUUUGAAGAAAAAAAACUCCGA
Molecule: messenger RNA, 2841 nt
Organism: Anopheles darlingi
Lineage: Eukaryota; Metazoa; Arthropoda; Insecta; Diptera; Culicidae
Exons: 2
Coding region: 125-2542 (805 amino acids)
Source: RefSeq, a predicted model, not a curated record